AACAACAUGUAUUAAGUGGACUGUUGCUAAUAGCUCUGUUGUGAUACAGUCUUUUCUACUGUAUGAUAACAUUAGCCUCAUAUGAUUUAAUAAUGUGUAUUGUCACAUGAAGUCAAGUACGGAUAGCUCAAAUAUUUAUACGUAAACAGUACAAUCCAAAGUAUUAUAUAAGUUAAUUUUAGCCACCAGCUGAAGGGGUGUAAUUUAAGGAAUACUCAUUUCUAUUGAAUAUUUAUAAUACGGUGAUCAAGAUGGCUUCAUAUUUUAAUAAGGUGAUAAAGGUGGUUACAUUUUCUCAAUCAACUGCGUCUGAAGGCUCUGACUCAGUUAUAGACUUUUCUUGUUCGCCAUGUCUAGAGCAAAAAAUUGCGAAGUUGGCGGAUUUUUACUGUAAGACGUGUCUCAAAUUUUAUUGUGCAAAAUGUAAAAAAAUGCAUGGUAAGUUGUUUGUGAAUCAUGUGCCUUAUGGAAGGGGAGAAACAAGUAAGUGGCCAGUGUCCAAGGAAGUGGAGGAUUUGUUUCUGAAAUGUGACCUUCAUAACGACAUACAUCUAGACAUGUUUUGUGAUGACCACAGUCAGCUGUGUUGCACUAAAUGUGCUUUCCUCAAUCACAGACAAUGUGCUAAAGUUACACAGAUAUCCAAGUCAGUCGAAGGACCUCCGCCAGACUUGCAGCAAUUUUUAAGAAAGAUUGAAACUAUUCUUAAAGAACUCAAGAAACUUAAAAACAAUUUGGAUACCAACAUGCGGUUUUUGAAAGUUUCAUACAAGAAACAAUUGCAGGAAAUAAGUAAAACACGCCAAAAAUUAAAUGAAAUUUUAGAUGAGAUGGAAAAGACCACUAUAAAAGAGCUAGAUGAUGAGAUGACCAGUCUGAAAGCUUCUGUCAAGACUGACAUGGAUAAUUGCAUUCAGCUUAAAAAUGAAUUAACACAACUCAGUGAUGCAUUGAAGGAAAUUGUUGAUAAGAGCAAAGCGGAACUAUUAUUUGUUGCAAGUAAGAAAUGUCUGGAAAAGAUUAAGCAUUCUGAAACUUAUCUGAAGGAGAACUCUGUUCAGAUAAAAAGUUCACUAACAUUCCAGGCCAACCGUGAUAUUCAACAGUAUUUGUCUAAAUUGUCAGGUCUGGGGAGGAUUUUGGUAUGUACUCAAGCUGUGCCUCUGCAUGAUGACCCAGACCAGAUAUUCACUGUGCAAGGGGGUUCACUGAAAAGCCUUUUAACAGCUAGUUUUAGUGAGGAAAUCUUUUAUAUUAGUGCCGUUUGUGUUUUGUCCAAUGAUCAGAUCCUUGUCGCUGAUCGUGCUGAAAAAAAAGUUAAUUUACUGAAUCAUCAAUACCAGGUGGUGGGUCAUUGUAAUGUAAAUGGUUAUCCAUUUGACAUUUGUCAAAUAACACCAAGUGAAGUAGCUGUUGCUGUGGACAAGGAUAAGACAAAUGAGGUCCAGUUUAUCUCUGUAAAUGAUGGGCUGCUGUCUAAUGGCACAACGUUUCAGUUAGAACAUAAAUGUAUUGGUAUUGCUUAUAAUCUGCAAGACAUGUAUCUCUCUUCUGGCACUGCACUUUACAAGUAUUCAAUGCAAGGAGACAUGUUGGAAAAGUUGUAUGAGGAUACAUCAGCUCUGAAGACAGUUAAUAAGUGUGCUGUAAGUCCUUCAGGUGACAAGAUAUUUGUCACCAACUAUUACCAUGACAAGGUCCUCACCCUGGCCACAGAUGGCACAGUUCUCCACACAUUCACAGACCCAGACCUAAAAAGGCCAAGAGGUAUACACGUGACUGCUCAGGGACAGGUUCUGGUCUGUGGAUAUGCAUCAAACACUAUCCUACAGCUGUAUGGUGAAGGCAAUAAGAAGCUGGCAACUCUUGCUACCAAGAGGGAUGGACUUGAUGACCCACUGUCAGUCUACUUCAAUAGGAGCACAGCAUCGAUUGUUGUGGGGCAAUUUAGCAACAACAUCCUUGUGUUUAAAGUAAAAUAGUUGUGUUUUCACCAGUGUCAGGCAAACAUGCUCUUUCAACAUGAAAUCUUGACAAUACAACGGUCAGUCAGCAACCAUAGGAUGCCUCCAUCAUUAUGGAACAAUUAAAAAGCAAAAUCUGGUGUUUAAAGUACAAUUUUUUUGUUAAAUAAAUUUCAGUAGAAACUUGCUGGAACAUAAGCUUUCAACAUGAAAACAUUGCCACACCAAACUCGUAUUCAGUGUUACUUUCAUCACAUAAUUUACCUGGAUAAUGAAUUGUGUUGCCAAGUAAAGUCCGAUCAUGGAUAUGUUUGAAAUAGUACUUCCAUAAUACAAUUCUUGGCAGCAUGGAUCUGUAUGAAGUAUUAUGUUUAAAAGUCUAAUUCUUGCUGUACAAUCUGUUGUGUUACAAAACAAUUCAAAAACAUGCAUCAAAUCAUUUGUUGUAAGGAAUCACCUGUCUGAUGAUUUUUUUAAGUUUUAAUUGCAACAGUGUAUUGUUGUAAUCUUGAUGUAAAUCUCCAAAAUGACUAGCAUGUACAUACACAGUUUACUUGUGGUGAUUUUUUCUCUACAAUAUUGUUGUGUUAUUGACAUGCAAAGUGAAAUGAAGCGCAGGUUGCAGUUUAGAUGAGGUUUUUACAUUUUUUUAUUUAUUCUUAAAAU
Dreissena polymorpha is the source of this 2630-nucleotide messenger RNA. RefSeq lists its product as uncharacterized. NCBI's taxonomy places the organism in Eukaryota, Metazoa, Mollusca, Bivalvia, Myida, Dreissenidae. The record is from RefSeq and is a predicted model, not a curated record. Gene Ontology annotation, biological process: positive regulation of DNA-templated transcription. Gene Ontology annotation, molecular function: ubiquitin-protein transferase activity; zinc ion binding. The coding region runs from base 252 to 1982 and encodes 576 amino acids. The transcript has 3 exons. Gene Ontology annotation, cellular component: chromatin; nucleoplasm.